GUUCGUGUCAAAAGAAAAAGUAGGGCGCAGGAAAACCGAUAAUUCAUACAAUAGUAAAGAUAUAUUAAGAUUAAAACUUGGUUGAGGAGUCCAAGAUGACUGAUUCCAAGUAUUUCACUACCACCAAGAAAGGGGAGAUUUUUGAACUAAAGUCUGAGCUGAACAGUGAUAAAAAAGAGAAGAAAAAGGAAGCUGUAAAAAAAGUCAUUGCUUCUAUGACUGUUGGAAAAGAUGUGUCAGCCCUGUUUCCUGAUGUUGUGAAUUGCAUGCAGACAGAUAAUCUUGAGCUGAAGAAGUUAGUUUACUUAUAUUUAAUGAAUUAUGCUAAAUCACAACCGGACAUGGCCAUUAUGGCUGUCAACACUUUUGUUAAGGACUGCGAGGAUUCCAACCCGUUGAUCAGAGCGCUGGCUGUACGGACCAUGGGUUGCAUUCGGGUGGACAAGAUCACGGAGUACUUAUGCGAACCUCUGCGUAAGUGUUUGAAGGAUGAGGACCCUUAUGUGAGGAAGACGGCGGCCGUGUGUGUUGCUAAGCUGUAUGAUAUAUCAUCGAGCAUGGUUGAAGAUCAGGGUUUCUUAGAUCAAUUGAAAGAUUUGUUAAGCGAUUCAAAUCCAAUGGUAGUAGCCAAUGCAGUGGCAGCUCUGUCUGAAAUCAAUGAAGCUAGUGUGUCAGGACAUCCAUUAGUUGAAAUGAACGCACCGACCAUAAAUAAGCUCCUGACCGCAUUAAACGAGUGUACGGAGUGGGGGCAGGUGUUCAUACUGGACGCGUUGUCCAACUACUCGCCGCGUGACGCGCGCGAGGCUCACUCCAUAUGCGAACGUAUCACGCCCAGGCUGGCUCACGCUAACGCUGCCGUGGUCUUGUCUGCCGUCAAGGUGCUGAUGAAGCUGAUGGAGAUGGUGAGCGGCGACGGCGAGCUGGUGAGCACGCUGUCGCGCAAGCUCGCGCCGCCGCUCGUCACGCUGCUCAGCGCCGAGCCCGAGGUGCAGUACGUGGCCCUCAGGAACAUCAACCUGGUCGUGCAGAAGCGGCCGGACAUACUCAAACACGAGAUGAAGGUGUUCUUCGUGAAGUAUAACGAUCCUAUCUACGUGAAGCUAGAGAAACUGGACAUAAUGAUCAGGCUCGCGUCACAAGCGAACAUCGCUCAAGUACUCGGGGAACUGAAGGAGUACGCCACUGAAGUGGACGUGGACUUCGUCAGAAAGGCCGUCAGGGCUAUUGGAAGGUGUGCAAUUAAGGUGGAACCGUCAGCUGAACGUUGUGUAUCAACUCUCCUAGAACUGAUCCAGACUAAGGUGAAUUAUGUAGUGCAGGAAGCCAUUGUUGUGAUAAAGGAUAUAUUCCGCAAGUAUCCUAACAAGUACGAGAGCAUCAUCAGCACACUAUGCGAGAAUUUGGAUACACUCGAUGAACCAGAAGCUAGGGCCUCUAUGGUAUGGAUCGUGGGUGAAUACGCUGAACGAAUUGACAAUGCUGACGAAUUGCUCGACUCGUUCCUGGAAGGUUUCCACGACGAGAAUGCUCAAGUCCAGUUGCAGCUGUUGACUGCAGUAGUGAAACUGUUCCUGAAACGUCCCGCAGACACGCAGGAACUGGUGCAACACGUGCUCAGUCUCGCUACACAGGACUCUGACAAUCCAGAUCUCAGGGAUCGUGGAUUCAUAUAUUGGAGAUUAUUAUCCACUGAUCCGGCGGCCGCUAAGGAAGUAGUGCUCGCUGAUAAACCUCUCAUCUCCGAGGAGACAGAUCUCCUGGAGCCCACUCUACUGGACGAACUGAUCUGUCACAUCAGCUCACUUGCAUCCGUUUACCAUAAACCACCUACUGCAUUCGUAGAAGGUCGCGGCGCGGGCGUGCGCAAGUCGCUGCCGUCGCGCGGGGCCGCCGCCGAGGAGCCUCCCGCCGCCGCGCAGCCCACCGUCAUACCCAACCAGGAGUCUCUGAUCGGUGAUUUGCUCUCUAUGGACAUUGGUGGGCCUCCGCCCGCGGCCGCGCCCUCAUCGAACCUGGACCUGCUCGCCGGCGGACUAGAUGUACUCUUAGGCGGCGGUGGCGGUGGUGCUCCGGAAGCGGCCGCGUCUAACACGACAGGAUUGUUGGGAGAUAUCUUCGGUGUUCCCGUCACGCCCGCCUCACACAUACCACCGAAACAAUGUUGGCUGCCCGCUGAUAAAGGGAAAGGCUUGGAGAUCUGGGGCACAUUCAGUCGUCAGAAUGGUCAACCGCGUAUGGAGAUGACGUUCACAAACAAAGCCAUGCAGGUUAUGAGCGGGUUCGCUAUACAACUCAACAAGAACAGUUUCGGUGUGUACCCCGUGGGGGGGCUGUCGGUGGGCGCGUUGCCGGCGGGGGGCAGCGCGGACGCCACGCUGGCUCUAGCCACCACCGGACCUGUGCAACGGAUGGACCCACUCAACAAUUUACAGGUGGCGAUAAAGAACAACGUGGAUGUGUUCUACUUCGCGUGUCUGAUGCCAGCGCACAUACUGUUCACCGAAGACGGACAACUAGACAAACGCGUGUUCCUCACCACGUGGAAGGAAAUACCGGCCGCCAACGAAGUACAACACUCACUUUCGGGCGUAGUCGGCUCAGCUGACUCAAUCGCGCAUAAGAUGACCCUAAACAACAUAUUCACUAUCGCCAAACGAAACGUAGAAGGCCAAGAUAUGCUUUACCAAUCACUGAAAUUGACCAACAAUAUUUGGGUGCUCCUAGAACUCAAACUUCAACCUGGCAACCCUGAAGCCACGCUCAGUUUAAAAUCGCGAACGGUAGAAGUCGCCACUUGCAUAUUCCAAGCGUACGAAUCGAUUAUCAAAUCAUAAUCUCAUUCCGAAGUAUAUAUGUUGAAAAGUAUUGUUGCGUAAGUUAUGUAUCAAUAGAAUUUAUACGAUUGUAAAUUCCAUAGUUAAGACUUGAGAGCGAAUCUAUGAAUGUAUUAAGAUUUAUAUUAACGAUGCGAAUGGAUAUGUUUGUGGUUUCCGAUACUGUUAUAAAAUCAUGCUAUAUGGAAUUAAAUAAAUAUUACGUUAUAUCUUAAUA
Diatraea saccharalis (sugarcane borer) is the source of this 3054-nucleotide messenger RNA. NCBI's taxonomy places the organism in Eukaryota, Metazoa, Arthropoda, Insecta, Lepidoptera, Crambidae. The record is from the annotation of a GenBank genome assembly.